AAAAUCUUUCAAAUCAUUAAUCCCUUCCCCAACUCUUUUGGCGUUUGAACUUGUCCCGGCGGCCCGGCCCCUGUGCGCUAAAUCCAGACAUAAACUCGGAAGUUGCAUCUUUCGACAAGUAAUUAUGAACUUGUUUCUCCCCCGUUACAUCCUUCAAUUCAGGUUUUCUUCACCUCAUUCAACUCUCCUCACAAACUAUUCACAUACUACAAUAGCUAUAAACAAGAAAAGAAGAUUCAGCACACUAUCACUUUCUAUAUCCCCAAAGGCUGAAUUACUGGUGGUUGUUGGUGGCGGUGCAGCUGGAAUUUAUGGUGCAAUUAGGGCUAAAACUAUAGCCCCUAAUUUGAAUGUGGUGGUUGUUGAGAAAGGAAAGCCUCUUUCGAAGGUUAAGAUUUCUGGAGGUGGUAGAUGCAAUGUGACUAAUGGACAUUGUCCGGAUAACAUGAUUAUGGCAGAUCAUUACCCAAGGGGUUAUAGAGAGCUGAAAGGCGCCUUCUUUAAUACGCAUGGCCCAGUGGAUACAAUGUCUUGGUUUUGCGAUCAUGGAGUCGAACUGAAGACCGAGGAUGAUGGAAGAGUAUUCCCGGUCAGCAACAGUUCAUCUUCUGUAAUCGAUUGUCUUAUGUCUGAGGUUAGAAGAACUGGAGUUGUUAUGCAGACCGGAAAAGUUGUUACAACUGCAUCUACUGCUGGUGGGAAGUUCAUUCUCAAGAUUGAGAAACGUACAAUUGAUUAUGUAGAAUCAAUUGAAGCUGAUUAUUUAUUUAUUGCCAGUGGAAGUAGUCAGCAGGGCUAUGCUCUUGCUACACAACUUGGUCAUUCUAUCGUUGAUCCAGUCCCAAGUUUAUUCACUUUCAAGAUUGACGAUACGAAGUUAACAGAGUUGUCAGGGUGUAUAAACUUUCAUAUACAGGUCACAUUCGCUAAGGUUAAAGCAAAACUAGAACUAGAAACCAUGAAGAAGAACAUACAACAACUUACUCAGGUUGGACCCAUGCUAGUUACACACUGGGGACUUAGUGGGCCUGUAAUUCUUCGGCUAUCUGCUUGGGGUGCACGUUAUCUCUCCAAUUCAGAUUACAAAGGCAUACUGCAGGUGGACUUUACUCCUGAUCUUCAUAUUGAACACAUGAAGUCUGUUCUUAUACAACACAAGAAUCAGUUUGCAAAGCUAAAAAUGCUCAACUCAUACCCUUUAGAACUUGGUCUUGUGAAGAGAUUCUGGAAAUACCUGUUAGAUCGAGAGGGAAUAGAUGGUGAUAUCUUAUGGGCAUCUGUUUCCAAUAACUCAAUAAUGUCUAUUGCUUCUCUGUUAAAGCAGUGUCCGUUUAAGGUGAAAGGAAAGGGUGUAUUUAAAGACGAAUUCGUCACUGCUGGAGGUGUUCCAUUGUCUGAGAUCUCGCUGAAGACAAUGGAAAGCAAGCUACAGCCCCGUCUAUUUUUUGCUGGAGAGGUACUAAAUAUUGAUGGAGUGACAGGCGGUUUUAAUUUUCAGAAUGCUUGGUCUGGUGGACACAUAGCAGGUACGAGCAUUGGUAGUCUUGCAACAUGUAAUACUCCAAUGGAGAUGAUUGUUUGAUCUAUAUUCUGAUUCACCCUCAAUUUCACAAAAGGUCAUACAUGUACUCUAGUAUAGUACAUCUGUGACUUUCUAUAUUCGAAUAUGAUAUAAUUUUUGAAGUGGAAGUUUGUAGUUUUGAAAUUUUAAAUCAUUCAUAUCACAGUUCGAAA
This is a messenger RNA of Daucus carota subsp. sativus, 1734 nucleotides long. RefSeq lists its product as uncharacterized. The coding region runs from base 125 to 1582 and encodes 485 amino acids. The transcript has 16 exons. NCBI's taxonomy places the organism in Eukaryota, Viridiplantae, Streptophyta, Magnoliopsida, Apiales, Apiaceae. The record is from RefSeq and is a predicted model, not a curated record.